AUGUCGUCAAAUGAGGACACGCCCCAGCCGCAAUCGGCCUCCAAACCGGCUCAGGAGGCUUCUCCUAAGCCAGCAGCACCGGCAGCAGCAUCUCAGCAGGGGUCGGGACAGAAGACAUGGCAGAACAACGGCAACAAGCCCAAAGGCAACAAGCGCGGGUUCCAGGGCCAGGGUGGGCGGGGCAGGGACAAGGACAAGCAGCGCAAGUCGAAGCGUGAGAGGAAUAUCACGGAGGGGUCCUCGGAGGAGGUCUUGGCGACGGACGUGCAAGCGCUCAUCGCGUCCCGCAAGGCCUCUCUCCCCGAGCCGGCGGAGGUGGCCGCGGAAACCGACGCGGAAGCCAAGGAAGGCGAUGUCGAGACCGAGCCCGUCCCCUCAAAACCCCUCCCGGCCCCCUUCACCGAGAUCGAGGUCGAGGUUCUCGCCCUCUCAUCCACCGGCGACGGCCUCGCCGUGCACGCCGGCUCGCCGCCCACGCACAUCUACGUCGUCCCCUUUGUCACCCCCGGCGACGUGGCCCGGGUCAAGGUGGUCCGCCACUUCCCCGCCGAGUCGUACUCCAUGGCCGACUUCCUCUCCGUCGCCGCGGCGGGCCCGCUGCGCGACGACACCCGCGUCAACUGCAAGUACUUCACCCGGUGCUCCGGCUGCCAGUUCCAGAUGCUCAGCUACGACGCCCAGCUCGCGCACAAGCGCACCAUCGUCGAGAAGGCCUUCCGCAACUUCUCCAACCUCGACCCGGCCCUCGUGCCCGAGGUGGCCGAGACCAUCGGCAGCCCGCUGCAGUACGGCUACCGCACCAAGCUCACGCCGCACUUUGACGGGCCCCCCGGCCACCACAAGAAGAACAGGCCGCGCCAGGCGCUCGACUGCGUCCCCGAUAUCGGCUUCAACCUCAAGGGCCGCCGCGCCGUGCUCGACAUCGAGGACUGCCCCAUCGGCACCGACGCCGUCCGCCUCGGCAUGAAGCGCGAGCGCUCCCGCAUCGCCCGCGAGUUCGGCAACUACACAAAGGGCGCGACCAUCCUCCUCCGCGAGAGCACGAAGCGGUACCCGAAGAAGGUCCUCGGGGCGGCGGCGGCCGCCGCCACGGAGGACCAGGACCCGGAACAACCCCCCGCCGAGGUCCCUUCGGACGCGAUCCGCGUCGACACCGACACGCACACCUACAUCAAGACGUGCCUCUCGGAGGCGAGCGCCAUGACGACCGAGUACAUCGGCCCCUACAUCUUCACCAACCCGGCCAACUCCUUCUUCCAGAACAACAAUUGCAUCCUGCCGUCCUUCACCGGCUACAUCCGCGACCACGUCAUGCCACCCGCGGGCCCCCACCGCGACCGCAUCAAGUACCUCAUCGACGCCUACUCGGGCUCGGGCCUCUUCACAAUCACCCUCGCCUCCCUCUUCCAGGGCAGCACGGGCAUCGACAUCGCCCAGGACUCGAUCGAGUGCGCGCGCAAGAACGCCCGGCUCAACGGCCUGCCCGAGUCACAGUGCAACUUCCUCGCCGCCGACGCCCCGCAGCUCUUCGCCCAUGUCACCUACACCGCCGACGAGACCGUCGUCGUCAUCGACCCGCCCCGCAAGGGCUGCGACGCCGACUUCCUCGGCCAGCUGCUGCGCUUCGGCCCCCGCCGCGUCGUCUACGUGAGCUGCAACGUCCACACACAGGCCCGCGACGUCGGCGUGCUGGUCCGCGGCGACGGCGGCGAUGGGACCAGGUACGAGAUCGAGAGCCUCGUCGGCUUCGACUUCUUCCCGCAGACGGCGCACGUCGAGGGCGUCGCCGUGUUGAACAGGGUGGAGAAAACUGCUUGA
Colletotrichum navitas is the source of this 1818-nucleotide messenger RNA. Its product is annotated as S-adenosyl-L-methionine-dependent methyltransferase. Lineage: Eukaryota; Fungi; Ascomycota; Sordariomycetes; Glomerellales; Glomerellaceae. Gene Ontology annotation, molecular function: tRNA (uracil(54)-C5)-methyltransferase activity, S-adenosyl methionine-dependent. The record is from RefSeq and is a predicted model, not a curated record. The transcript has a single exon. The coding region runs from base 1 to 1818 and encodes 605 amino acids. Gene Ontology annotation, biological process: tRNA processing.